GAUAUUACAUGAAGUUUGUUUGACAACAUCGCGAAAUUUCCAUACCUUUUUCUACUUUAAGGGUUUAAUUAACAAGUUAAGACAGUACAGAGGAAGAACUCAGAUUAAAGACUGCUGUGGCUGAAAUCAAGUAAAAAUGUUAAAUCCAGAAAUGACAGAUGAAGAUGCUGCCAAUGCAUUUUUGAGCAAGUUGAUGUUAGAUACAAAUAAAGAACAAAGUGAUACUGGACCUUCUUAUGGUGGAGUUCCAUAUGUAACAGUUGUACCAUCACCUGGUUUUUGUGUGAAGACAAAAAAUGACUCUGGACAGAAAAUCUUCAUCAAUGUGUGUCAUUGUGAUAAUGUUCCUAAGCCAAAAGACAUCACAGAAGAUGAGUUAUUAAAACUGUUAGACUCAGAUGAUCCUUUUAGUUUCCGAGUUCCCAUGAGUUUAGGAGAACCACAUGCUGAGACAGACAAAAGUGGUAGUGGAUGUACUGUAUAUGAUAUUGUUGUUAACACACAAUUCUUAGAGAAAAUGAAGACCAGUGAAGUGUUCAAGGCUUUUUUCUUAAGUGUUUCAAUGGAGGGUAUAGAAGACAAAUACAAAACAACAAUUGACAGAAAAUGGAUUAUUUUAAAGAACAGAAAAUCAAUCGGUACUUUACAGGAACAUAAUGUGAGAAAACAGUCCAAACCAGUUAUAAUGGAUAUGGAUGAAUAUGGAUCCCCACAUGGUAGUAUUGGUAAUCCUCUUAUACAAGAAGUAGAGAAAAAGCCACCAACAAAAGAAGAACUUAGAGCUAGAGGAGAGGAACCACUGUUUAGAAUUAUACAAGAGCCUCCAGUUGGUCAUCCUGAAUUUUUAGUAGCAGAAAUCAAUCUUCCAAAAGUUAAAUUAACCACCUCAUUAGAGUUAGAUAUAGGAGAGGAUAGAAUCUUCCUUCAGACCAGAUCUAAUGUAUAUUACCUAGAUAUAUACCUACCAUACAACUUAAUACAGGAGGAAUGUGGGGCUCAGUUUAAUAAGAAAACUAGAAUAUUAACCAUGACUAUGCCAGUCCAGCCUUUAAGCUGACAGUAGCCAGAUAGCAGAACCUUAAGUUUAUGAAUGAAGCCAUGGACGAAAAAGGCCAACUAGGACAGCACACUUUGCUCUAGCUUUUUCUGUUAUGGAUUUUGAGGGAGACUGAAAUGUAUUUUGUAUAAAAUGUGAUAAUGUUACAUUGAAAAAUAAAUUGACAUUCAGUGUUA
Messenger RNA from Mytilus californianus (California mussel), 1233 nucleotides. RefSeq names its product PIH1 domain-containing protein 1-like. Bases 137 to 1057 code for a protein of 306 amino acids. Gene Ontology annotation, cellular component: cytoplasm; ribonucleoprotein complex; R2TP complex. The record is from RefSeq and is a predicted model, not a curated record. Lineage: Eukaryota; Metazoa; Mollusca; Bivalvia; Mytilida; Mytilidae. Gene Ontology annotation, biological process: rRNA processing; box C/D snoRNP assembly. The transcript has 10 exons.